Clarias gariepinus (North African catfish) is the source of this 3708-nucleotide messenger RNA. RefSeq names its product zinc finger and BTB domain containing 22a (gene zbtb22a). Gene Ontology annotation, biological process: regulation of transcription by RNA polymerase II. The record is from RefSeq and is a predicted model, not a curated record. Bases 183 to 1925 code for a protein of 580 amino acids. Gene Ontology annotation, molecular function: DNA-binding transcription factor activity, RNA polymerase II-specific; protein binding; RNA polymerase II cis-regulatory region sequence-specific DNA binding. The transcript has 4 exons. Lineage: Eukaryota; Metazoa; Chordata; Actinopteri; Siluriformes; Clariidae.
GAAGACGAGGAUGUUAAAGAUGGAGACGCUAGCCGUGGCCUGAAGCUGUUAUACUAACCACCGGGUGAAAGUCAGCGAGCUAGCUGCUAAUCUGUCUAAUAUAUUAAUACUUUUUAACAUUAGUUAGUUAAGGUUUUAUUCCUACACACCACGCGCUCCUGUUUUAACACUGCGUGGGAGCGAUGGAUAAGACGCUGAACAGCAGCGCGCAGGUGGUCCAGGUGUGUUUCCCCAACGUGCGAGCGCAGGUGCUGGACAACCUGAACCGCCAGCGAGAGGAGGGCCGGUUGUGUGACCUGUCCAUCCAGGUGCAGGGGCAAGUGUUCAGGGCACACCGCUGUGUCCUGGCCGCGUCCUCGCCCUACUUUCACGACCAGGUGCUUCUGAAGAACGUGAGUACGGUGUCUCUGCCAUCCGUCAUGGACCCUUUAGCUUUCGAGAGCGUCCUCAACUCGGCCUACACAGGGCAGCUGAGCAUUGUACGUGACGACAUUGUCAACUACGUCACAGUGGCCAGCUUUCUGCAGAUGUGGCACAUCGUGGACAAGUGCACGGAUAUCCUGAAGAGGUCGCGACCUUUGACCCAGGCCAGCCCAGGCGUAGAGUCUGGCAACUCCAGGCACCAAAGUCCAAGUAGCUCGGACUGCUGCCUGACUGAAUCCGAGGAGCAGAAGAAGCCCCUCGGAGGAGAAUGUGCCGCUCUUCCGCCUCUAGCCACCUGGAGGAGGCCGCAGCAGGUGCCCCAGCAGGGCAAAUGGGGCAAAUCCAGGCUGUUUCAGCCACCUCAGCACAGAGGCGAUUCUCCCCCUACUGGGGAAGUAGAGCGGGCAUGUAGCCCAGAGGCUGCGAAUGAGAGACGCAACUGGAUGCGUUCUCGUCUCAGGGAGAGCAGGGAGACAGACGAGGAGGACAGGAGGCGAGGGGAGAGGUGGAUGGAGGCGGAUGAAGGUGUAGGGGAAGAAUCAGAGUUGGAGGAGGAGGAGCGACGGGCCGGAGGCUGUGGCUCAGGGGCAACUCUUAAAAAGGAGGGAGAGAGAGGGGGAGAGGGAGAGGGUACUGAGAGGGGCAAAGAUCAGGAGGAAGGGUUUCUGCCAGCAGCUCAGGAUGCACAGGAAGUGCUCGUUGCUGCUCAUGGUCCUCUUUCUGCACGUGCUCACUGGCAGCCGCCUGCCGACUGGUCGGCGGGUUCGUGCUCUCAGCCAGGUGGGAAGUUAAUCGAGGAUGCCGAGAAGGACGUAGAAGAAGUGGACUUUGGACGUUUCGCAGAGGGAGGGUUCGAGGGAGAGACGUACGACGAGAUCGAGGAUGGCACAGGACAAGUUUCCCAGAGGCCUUUGCUUCCUGUGUCGCCUGGCAGCGCUGCAGGUGGAGUGGACUUUGUGCUAGGACCUUCAGAGCUUUCGUGGGCGCAAGGAGCGCUCUCCUCCCCGUCCGUCCCUCCUUCCUCCUCUCCCGUGCCCUCCUCCUCGUCUCCGCCCUCCCUAGCUCCCUACGGAGGCAAAGUGCAUUUCUGCCACUGCGGUAAAGCCUUCACUCUGAAGAGCAUGCGAGACCGUCACGUCAAGAUGCAGCACCUGAACCUGCGCCCCUUCGCCUGCCCCGUCUGCGCCAAGAGCUUCAAGAUGAAGCACCACCUGACCAAGCACGUCAAGACGCAUGGCGCCCUGCGGCCGUACGAGUGCACCGUCUGUGGCAAGAAGAUCAUCUGGAGGGACAGUUUCCUCAAACACCAGGCGCGCUGCCAGCACCUCGCUAACAGAUCGGGCUGCAUCAACACCAACGAGGCAGAGUCGGGGCAGGACGAGGCGGACAUGGAGUACGAGGGUUACCCAGGCGAGGGACACGUAAAAAUGGAGCAGGGGGAGCACGAAGGCGCUCCACUGGAGCAUGUCCUGAAGAAGGAAGACGGAGGGAGCUUCACCUGAUCGCACAAGCAGAUCAUAUCAAUAAAGUGUUUCAUCUUCAUGACAAGACAACUUCAGCUGCUCUUCUUUAGAAUCUUCAUCAUUGAUUGAUUGAUUAAUUGAUUGUCCUGACUGGCCCGGAGAGGAUGGAGUUCCUUAAGGAGCACAUGAUGAAGUAGAUUCAUUGGUACUGCAUGGUGAUUCCUCACACAUGAUCCUGUAUCAGCGUUAGGAUUUAAUGCUGGUUCAGCAAUGUAGCUCACAGCACUUAGUGGGAAAAAAAAAGACUGUGGGCUUCGGUUUCACAAUCUGGAAUUAUAUAAAUAUAUAAAUAUAAAUGUUUCCUUUAUCAAUCUGUGCAUUAAGGUUUUGGUACUAGAUCAUUUGUUUUGCUUUUAUAAAUGGAGAUAUAAUUUUUUUUGUGCAAUCUAGGCUUUUUAGUUCACUCCGUGUCCGACAUGCAUUACAGGGUUCUUAAGCCAGUUUAAAAAAACUAAAUAUAAUACAAAAAAUAAUCUGUAUAAUUUGGAUGGAAUUAUUGCCAAACAUGGAAACGAUGUUGAUAAAAAAAAAAAUGUCCAUUGUAUUUCGAUGUUUCCUGAUUUGCUGCGGUUUUAACUUUUUUUAAAAUUAAUUAGGCAUUCAAUGAUUUGUCAAACCUAACACGUUGUAACUUUAUAAAAGUUAUAAACAAAAAUAAUAACAAAACUGAUAAGCCAAGACCUCAAAACUCAGGAGUCAUGAUCCCACCUGGACAUCUCUUGACCCAACAUCUUUCUCAGCUUCUUGGGCGUCAGUGAUUUCAGUAGCUUAAAAAAAAAGUUAUACAUAACACAUAACUGGUAAGGACGUGUAGGUUUGCUUAUGUUUGUGCUUCGCUUGUUAAGAGGGUUAAGUUUUAAUACAGCCAAUUGAUAAAUGCAACGUAUGGAUUAUACAGCUUAAAAAUGGCUCAAGACGGCUUCUUGAGCAAAAGGUGGCCGUGUUGGGAUGUGACUCAGAUGAGGAACAACGUUUUGCGUGUCUUUAUUAUAUAACUGUAUAACCCACAAUGCAACUUUAAGCAAAUUCUUUUUACCUUACUUAUUUUUUAACCUUUUGCAUUUUAUAUCAUGUUAGUAGCAGCACCUUUUUUUUCAUCAAGAUGCACAAUGUGAAGGCAACUGAGUCUGUGCAUCAUUACAUUCAAGUCGUUUGUCAGACUCCCUGAGCUCGGACGACUUACAUUUUUAUCUGAUUAUACAUCUGAGCAGUUGAGGGUUAUGCGCCUUGGGGCCAACCGUGGCAACUUGGCGGUGCUGGUGUUUGAACCUUGGACCUUCUGAUCAGUAGUCCAACACCUUCACCCUCUGCUUUUACAGACUUCUUUUAACAUCGGCACCUGAGGUUCACGGCUCCAUCUGUGUGCUUCAUUUUGUGUGUAUAUUUGAUCUAAAGACGUCUAUCUGAACCUCAGCACAUGGACUCCCACUCAGCUCUCAUCCUGGACGUCCAGCGUCUGUACGAUACAACAUGUAAAUAAAGAAUGACACCAGAGCCAUCACAGGUCAGGUCAACGGUUUUGUUUUUUUUUCCUUUCUUUUUUCAAUUUCGUCUUAUUCCAGAUAUAUUUCUGGAGUUGUUCUUCACAUGUAAGACAUAAUCACCAUUUUUGAGAUCGCACUGGAGUAUUGUGCUCUGAGAACAGGAAGAACCCUGGACAAAAGACGUUAUUUAUUAAUCAUCAUCUGUUAUUAAGCAUACCGAAUUUGCCUGUACACACAUGACUGCUUGAUUGCACACUGAAUAAACAUCAAUGUUUUCA